UUCGCUCUCCCUCAACGCCCCCUCUGUUUUUAAGUAAGAGCAUAUUAAAACUCUAGCUUAUAUUACUAUUCCACUGAGCUUUCUUAAUUGGUUGUUAACUUGGAGCAGAUUUCAACAACCAUUUUUCAAUGGAUUUGAGCAAGGAACGAGCCUCCGUAUCUGAUCCUGCACCUCCUCGAUGGAAGUAUGAUGUGUUCUUGAGUUUUAGGGGUAAAGACACCCGCAAGACUUUCACAGAUCAUUUGUACAACAAUCUGGUGCGCCAAGCAAUUAGGACUUUCAGGGACAAUUCGGGAAUUGAAAGAGGCACCAAUAUUUCUUCAACUCUCUCGACUGCUGUCGAAGAAUCACAGUUUGCCAUCAUUGUUCUGUCACCAAACUAUGCUUCUUCUACUUGGUGCUUGGAUGAACUUGUACAUAUACUUAAAUGCGUGGAAGUAAGGAAUGCAAUCAUUCCAAUAUUAUAUGGUGUAGAGCCCUCCCUUGUUCGAGAGCAAAAAGGAACUUUCGAAGCGGCCUUUGACGAGCAUGAAAGAAACUUUAGCGAGGACAUGAGAAAGUUGCAAGAAUGGAGACGUGCUUUAGAGAAAGUGAGCGUAAUAGCAGGGAUGAAGUCAGAUGACUAUAGUUAUGAGACUGAGCUCAUCAACCAGAUUGUCAAAAUAGUAAGUAACAGAGUGCAUCCCACUUUCAAAUUGUUAGGUUCUGCAAAGAAGAUGGCGGGAAUUGAUUUUAGACCGAAAAAAUUACAUUUUCUUUUGGAUCUAGAAGCAAAUGAUGUUCGUUUUAUAGGCAUAUUUGGGGAAGCUGGGAUAGGUAAGACGUUCACUGCUAGACAAUUUUAUGACGAAUUUUCCCAUUAUUUUGAAGUAAGUUGUUUUCUUGCUGAUGUGGGAAAGGUUUCUGCAACAUAUGGUCUCAUUCAUCUGCAAAGUCAGCUUCUUUCCUCUGUUCUGAAAACCAAUACACAAGUUGUGGACGAUUAUGCUGGUACCGUAAUGACAAAGAAAUGUUUUAAUAAUAAAAAGGUUCUUCUCGUUCUUGAUGGUGUGGAUCAGUUAGGCCAACUAGCAAGAGUGGCUGGAAAUAAAAACUGGUUUGGUCUGGGUAGCAGAAUCAUCGUUACAACAAGGGAUGAACGUCUGUUAGAGGAGCAUGACCAUGAACUAUAUGAUGAGUUUGCGGAGGGUCUUCCAGAAAGUUUGAACUUGGAUUCUCGUCCACCAUGUGUCAAUAAUGAUGGAUUCAGGGUAUGUGCUGGCUGCAACAGGAAUAUUGAGCGUGGGCGGUAUUUAGAAUGCAUCGGAGCUUUUUGGCAUCCUGAAUGUUUUGUUUGCAUCACUUGUAAACUUCCAAUUACUGAUCAUGAGUUUUCUGUUUCCGAAGAUAGCCCUUACCACGUAUCGUGCUAUAAGGCGCAGCACUUUCCAAACUGCGAUGUUUGCAAGACUCUUAUCCCUAUUAGAAAAUCAGACGGUCUUAUUGAGUAUAGGCAACAUCCUUUCUGGCUACAAAAAUACUGCCCCUCUCACGAGCGCGAUGGAACUCCUAGGUGUUAUAGCUGUGAAAGAAUGGAGCCAUGGGCGACCAAAUAUUUUUUACUUCCUGAUGGUCGGAAGCAAUGCUCGGAGUGUAAUGACUCGGAAAUUAUGGAUGAUCACAAGUGCAAUUCCCUUUUUCUUCAAGUACAAGCUUUCUUUGAAGAUUUAGAUAUGAAAUUUGAGCAGCAAAUCCCAGUAAUCUUGGUUGGGAGACGAACACUAAAUAAGGACACCAAGGUAGAAAGGCUCGGUCAUCACUACCUGCCAGAGACUAGAGCAGUUUUCUCGGCAGAACCUAUCGUUACUAGUAUUCUAAGGAUGCUGAAGGGACACAGUAGAAUAACAUCAAUUCGGAUGCUGUAUGGCCUUCCUAGGUUGCUCUCAGGGUCAAUUCUGGCUGCAUUGAUGAUGCACGCAUGGCUAAGGCUGAAUGGUUAUCGGAAUCUGAGCCCAGAGGUUGGAUAUGGUAUCUACCAAGUGUUGGCCCAUACGUGGCUGGACUCUGAGACGUCUUCGGGGUCUAGUUCGACAAUGUCUAAUGAAGGGAAGAAGCUUGGUGAAUUUUUUAAAUAUUCAAUUGAGACAAAUACAACAAUUUACGGGCAAGGAUUCAGGGCAGGUAAUCAAGCAGUGCUCAAGCAUGGUCUAAGGAGGACUCUUGAUCAUAUUCGAACCACAGGAGCUUUCCCCAUUGACUUGUAGAGACAGCGACCAUAUCUGAAUUCUUGUCAGAUGUACUUGAUUGAAUAUUCAGUGUUUUAAAUAAACUAGCAUUUCUGCACGCGCCUUGAUGUUUAUGAGAAUGAGCUACAGUUCCUGAUCAACAAUCUGGUCAUCUUGCCUAAUGCUGCAAGUGGACACCUUGGAAACUCGCAACACCAUGGGGGCUGCUCUUGUCAGUCCUAAUCUUAAGGUUCAUUUUCUGAAGAUAUCGUUAGCAUCAUGUUAGGGAAUCGUGCUGAGAACAUGUCAAUCCUAUUUAGGUUCUGCACGAGGAAUGGGACAUGAAUCCUGAUCUUGAUGAAACUGAGAACAUGUCUAUCCUAUUUAUUCUGCUCUUGAUGAUUCAAUAUAUCCAUCUUAUGUAACUCAAAUCGAAAAGUGUUCUUCACGAAUCUAGUUCGUCUGUUCGAGUACGAUAACAUAUCCAAAUUUAACGUCAAUCCGAUCACCACAUCUUCAGAAAAUCAGGUAGGAAUAGAGACUUUUCGUCACCUCUCUUCUGUUUUUCUAAUUUCGUUUUAGCAUGUACAUCAACUCAUAUAGCUUAGCUAGUCAGGCCGUGCACCACGAGCAUAAAACUGAUUGUCCUACAUACCUGAAUCCUGAUUCUAGUUCCACCACCUUAAAGCACCGCAAUCUUUUGAAUUUAAGUCUAGGAAGUGAACUAUACCU
Messenger RNA from Malus domestica (apple), 2936 nucleotides. Its product is annotated as LIM domain-containing protein HDR3-like. The record is from RefSeq and is a predicted model, not a curated record. Gene Ontology annotation, molecular function: ADP binding; ubiquitin binding. Gene Ontology annotation, biological process: signal transduction. Lineage: Eukaryota; Viridiplantae; Streptophyta; Magnoliopsida; Rosales; Rosaceae.